Molecule: messenger RNA, 360 nt
Organism: Penaeus vannamei (Pacific white shrimp)
Lineage: Eukaryota; Metazoa; Arthropoda; Malacostraca; Decapoda; Penaeidae
Source: RefSeq, a predicted model, not a curated record
AUGAAGCCACCAAAUUCUCACCAUACCUUAUCACAAAAGCUCACACACUACAUUCAUUUGCCAUCACCACAUUCUGAUCACAUCCACCGAACCACUCAACCACACACAGCACCAUUAAACCACACCACAGGCCUCUCACACAAUCCCAAAACAUCGUCAUCACCACCAACACAUUCACAAGAGCUUCACCACACAAUCACCACCAGACCACACCACCACCCACUCCCCAAACACAAUCAUCACCACACUCAACAGCGUCACCACACACCACACAAUCACCCUCCAACACCUUGCCAGUGGCCAUCACCACAACGCAAGCCACCCAUCAAAGGCGGGUGGCUUUUGAUGCAUCGGAUAUAA